Lotus japonicus is the source of this 2229-nucleotide messenger RNA. RefSeq lists its product as uncharacterized. Gene Ontology annotation, molecular function: catalytic activity. NCBI's taxonomy places the organism in Eukaryota, Viridiplantae, Streptophyta, Magnoliopsida, Fabales, Fabaceae. The record is from RefSeq and is a predicted model, not a curated record. The transcript is spliced from 2 exons. Bases 1 to 2229 code for a protein of 742 amino acids.
AUGGUGGGAACGCCCAUCAAGAUUGAUUUGAACACCAAUGAUAUGCAGCGGGGGAAGUACGCUCGCAUCGGUGUUGAGAUCGACCUUACGAAACCUGUUUUGGGAAUGGUUGGUCUGGAAGGAACGUGGUAUCACAUUGAAUAUGAGGGACUGCACUUACUUUGCCGUAAGUUUGGAUGUUAUGGACAUAUGGCACGAAAUUGUCAGGCAGUAAUUCCUAAGGAGACAUCAGGUUGUGAUGCUAGUGCUGCGGUAGUGACACCGGAACCGACAACUACACCGGGCAGUGGCGAGGCGCCGUCGCUGAUGGUGGUUGGCCAAGAAACCGUAACUGAAACCCUAGCAGGCGAUGGCAGCGGUGCAGUUAUGAUGCCCGAGAUUUUAGCCGUGACUGCAGUAACAGAAAUAAAACCGGUCAUUAAAUGUCCCGAGCUGGCACAUGGGGAAUGGCUGGUAAUAGAAAAACGUAAGAAGAAGGCUAAUGCGAACUUGAAUUCAAAUAAGAAGAAGCAAUCAUCAGUUAAGGGGCCAUCAACUAUGGAGAAAAAUAAGGGGAAUAAAAAGCCGGCCAUGAGGGAGGAAAUUAAGAGCUCCACCAAAGGAAAGAAAACAGAAAUUGCGGGGAACAUUCCAAAACCGUUAAAGCCAAAUAAUGCAGCCAUGAUUCAAUUCAAUGCGCGGCCAUUAUCCAAUGAUGGGGUUGUUGACUCAGCUAAUAUUGCUCAGAGAAAGAAACGUAUGAGGAAGUUGUCUUUUGGGGAGGGCCCACCCAUACAUAUAUUGCCAUCCUCUAAGGAGACUCAAAUGAAGCCAGUAGCAGUUAAUGGUGACACGCCAAUAUUCAUGGCAGCGGAUGUCACUCGCUCCACCAUGCCACUAGUUGCUCAAGGGGGUAACAGAUACCAAGUGUUUGCUCUCGCGGAGGAACCGCAAGGUAUGCAGGCCACAGUUGAACAAGUCCUGGGGAAUGGGGUGCCAUUUGAUCCUGGAGCGCAACAAGGAUUUGAGUUAAUUCAUGAGGGGGAAGCAUUGGGCCACCGUGGAGGUAUAUGGUUGCUUGCGCCGCAGCAUAGAACCUUUGGGGUGACCUUCCUAGAAGCUCAUGCUCAAGCCCUUUCGGUGGAGAUCAACUCGAAUGGAAGGAGAUGGGUAUGCUCUGCGUUGUAUGCCAGCCCUAUCCCAUCUAGACGUCAAGACCUAUGGAGAUACCUUGCGGACUUCCGAGGGAGAUGUACUAUACCGUGGUUGGCAUUGGGGGACCUGAAUGAGGUGUGCUCCCCGUCGGAGGUGGUUGGUGGUGAAUUUUCUUUAGCAAGAGCAUCGAGCAUGUUGGGCAUGAUGGAUGAUUGCAACUUCAUAGACCUGGGUUUCACUGGUGCACGGUUCACUUGGGAACGCAAGGUCAAUGACAUACACACGGUGGCGAAACGUCUGGAUCGUGCUCUCGGUGAUGUGCCAUGGAGGUUCCUCUUUGCGGAAGCCUAUGUUGAACACCUUGCCCGUGUUUAUUCUGAUCACUCACCCCUCCUCCUUCGAUGUCAUGCACAAUCUGGGGAGUGCAAUGCUCGUCCCUUCCGUUUCCAUGCGGCAUGGGUCUUUCACCCAUCCUUUGAGGCAUUGGUGGAUGGAGCGUGGCAGAGGGAGGAGAACACCAUCAUGGGUAGACUCCAGAAUGUGCAAGCGGCAGCCUUAGACUUCAACCGCGAUGUGUUUGGAAAUAUCCAUAGAUGCAAGAGAAGAGUGGAGAGACGCCUUCAGGGGAUCCAUCAAGAGUUGGAUUGGAGAAACUCAGAGGCUUUGAUCCGACUAGAGAGAUCCUUGCAAAAGGAGUUUGGGGAGGUCUUGUAUCAAGAGGAGAUGCUAUGGUACCAAAAGUUUAGGGAGAAUUGGGUUCAGUUUGGAGACCGAAACACUAAGUUCUUCCAUGCGCAAACCAUAGUGAGGCGGAAAAGAAAUAAAAUUCACGGCCUGUUUCUUGAGGAUGGAACUUGGUGCACGGAUCCAGUUGGCCUCCAAACCGAGGCACAACGAUUUUAUACUAAUUUGUUUGCUAUUGAUGUUCAGGUACAGCGGAACCAGAUCAUGGAGAAUCCAACGCCUGUUAUAUCUUUAGAGGAGAGGGAGGAUUUGAUUUCACCAGUGACUAUGGAGGAGGUCAGGAAAGCUAUCAUGUCCAUGCACUCUUACAAGGCGUCGAGCCCCGGAUGGCUUGCAUGCUCUGUUUUAUAA